AUGAAUACAUCUACAUCUCAAUUAGCGAAGCGCAUGAAGAAAAAAAGUGGACGAAAUGCAAAUAAAAUAUCAAAGAUUGAUUCCUCGUUAGAUAAUGCUGUUGAAACACUAAGAUCUGUAUGCAAACUAAAAGCAACAACUAAUGAGUUUAAUGUUUUUGGUAAUCAUGUAGCGGCUCAGUUGGAAAAAUUACCAUUAAGGCAAGCAUUGGUAUGCCAAGAAAAGAUACAGAGCAUGUUGACUAGUGCCCGAUUGAACAUGAUAUCUAGACCAUUAUCACCAGUAUCAAGCGAAAUAUCUCAAACAUUUGAUGAUGAUUAUGAUGUUUUAAGUACAGAUAAUGAUACAAUUGAAAUUGUGCCACGCUUCGCUCACCCUAUAAAUGAACCACAGGAUAAUGCACAACUGUAUUAUAAUAACUGGACUGAUAAUGAUUGUUAA
Messenger RNA from Macrosiphum euphorbiae (potato aphid), 441 nucleotides. The record is from the annotation of a GenBank genome assembly. NCBI's taxonomy places the organism in Eukaryota, Metazoa, Arthropoda, Insecta, Hemiptera, Aphididae.